AUGUAUCACUCAAUAUGCCGGAUGUUAUGCUUUCUGUUGGCUUGGAAUAGCUCAGAAUGUCUGAAAAUAUUACAAAUUGUUCCUGGGUUCACGAAUAGUCACGUCUUGUUCAACUAUCGACUUGCGGAGACAUUAAAGUGAGUCAGAAGCUUGAAUUUCAAAUUAAACAAUCUUGAAACUAAAAUUUUUAGGGCUGGGAGAAAUAUUUUGCUAAAAUGAAAAAUGGAGAAAACAUCCUUGAAAGAUAGAAAAAAUAGCCACCAAGAAUUCUAAUUUGAUUUGAAAGUAAUCUCCAUAUAUAAACGUUGCUUUUAAAAAGGCUGUUUUUGCGGAACGGAGCUGAAAAUUAUUGAAAAAAAGAACAAGAAGUGUUUGCCUCCUAGAUAGAUUUUCUCAUCAUAAAAAUAUUUUUAAUAUAUCGUUGAGGUAGAGAAAAAAAUGAGCCUUUGAAGGUAUCUCGGUCACGACGUCAAGAUGUGGACACAAAUGGAGAUGGCCAUGCUUGACACUGGAAAUAAUAAACUUCCUGAGGGCGUCACUGAAUACCGUAUCCCUAUCCAUUUCAAGGACACUUUGAAAACUCAGGGAUUGAAGGUAAGCUUUCCUAAUUUGGGUCAAACGGUAUGACUUCUUCAAUAUUGAAGUUCUUCGAGAAAAAAAAAGAACCUGAUCAUUUUCUAAAAAGUCGAGGAGCUUUGAAUUUGCCCAAAAAACCUUCAGCAACUUUUUUUUAAUAAAAUUCAGACUCAUUGGUUACAAAUAGAACUUCGAAGUGUUAUGUAGGAAAAACAUUUUCUUUUUUUUUGAGGUCUUUCAAUCGAUGAUGUUCUCAUCGGGCGACGCCUACGACCUUUGGUGGACUGGCCAAGAAUUCAAGGAUAUGCGAGUUGAAGCUUGCGAGCAGAUGCUCAACCACGAUCCCAAGGUGAGACUAGGAGUUGUCUUUUUUUGGAAAAGUCUUCGAAAAAGUUUUGAGAAAACGCUGAAAAUCAGCUGAAACAUACCUUACCUUGGUUAGAGAAUCCUUGUAAUAAUAUUUUUCAGCUCAUUCUCAAUAACUCGAAAAGAUUUCUGCUAAUAACUUCAGAACACACUAAGAGCUCAAAAUAUAUUGUUGAUAAGUAAAAUACUUUCAAAUUUCUCGUUUUCUGAUCAAAAGUAUGUUCUCCGCUUGAAUUUUAGUCGUGUUAUGGAGCCUCGUUACCCUCAAAUUAUUCUUUUUUUCACUCUGAAUGAUAGCUUUCGUACAUCCAACUCUACUAGAAAGCAUGAGGUGGGAAAAAUUAUCUUUGAGGGUAAUCAGGGUGUCAAUAAAUGCCUAAACUUUUUUUCUGCUCCUUACUUGUUAGUGUGAAGUUCAACAAGCUAUAAACAAGUCAUUACUCAGAAAAAAGUAGUUGAUUCAUAACAGACUUCAGGUCUACGAAGAAUUCAGCCGCGGCGGUUUCGACGUCGCCAUCACACACUUCCACGACAUUUGCCCCCUGGCGAUCGCCAAGAAAAUGGGCGUUCAGAGGGUUUUCGUCCAAAUAUGGAGCUUCUUACCAAAAAUAGUACAUUGAAGGUGAUCUGGAUCACUCAUGGAACUUCGAUCUACGAUUUCGCGGCAGUUCAACUGGGCCUUCGGACACAGGCGGCCACAGUUCCGCAUCCACUUUCUUCGGGUUUUUUUUUUUCUCUGGAAGUUCCAAGCAAAAAUUGUCUUCUAUUUUUUUCUUACACUGAAAAAUCAGACUAUUGAGCCUUGAGCCUGAAUUCUAAGAGUUUGAAAAUGAAACUCUACUAAAACUUAGCUAGAACUAUUGUCUCAUCAGAAUAUUUUCUGAAUACAAAGUCGUACUUCUGAACCAGAUUCACUAUGCAAUUUUUCACGCUGAUUUGUGAGAUGAAACUUUAAAUUAUGAAAUACUGGAAAUUUAAAUUUGUUUUCCCCUUAUUUGUUCGUAUUCUCUGAUAAAAGAACUUUAAAAAAAAAAUGUAUUCCAGCUGGAUUUUCUCUAUCCUUCUGGGACCGAGUGCAGAAUCUUCUCUGGCACAUGUCUCUCUUGGAUUUCGUGAACCUGCCGCAGAAUUUACUCGCAGAUGAGAACGAUUUCUACAGAAGUAAGAAAUUUUCUUACUAAAAGGGAAAACUUGAGAGAUUUUUUAGUCGCAGUUCAUGGCAAAUACGUCUUGAACCGAGAAAGGGAUGAACCCUAGAGUGGUCCCUAUGGGAGUUAGGGGAAUAACAACCCCUGUUGUAUACAAAAAAGUGUUCCCUUUAGGGUUCUAGGGUCCGACCCUUUAGCCCGUAAGGUUCAAGCGGUCCCUAUAUGGGUUAGGGGAAAACAGCCCCUUUAGUGAACAAGAAAGUGGUCUUUCAAUUUUCUGAUCUAUGUUAGAGUUAAAAAGUUAAUUUUUCAAUCCUUCUUUUUGUGAGGGAAAAGAGAGCGCAGACAGGUCAGACUGUUUAAAAAGUGGAGAAUAUCAUAAUUUGUUUCAGAUCUAAUGGGUCCUGAACAUCCUGACCUCUGGGAUCUCUGUGGAAACGUUGAAUCUCUCCUUAUCAAUGGCGAAAGAAUGCUUGAUUUUCCCAGACAUUUGCCAGUUCAUAUCGCUUUCUCAGGAGCUCUAGGGCUUCCUAAGGAAGGUCUCGCACAUUAGUGACUUUAAAACAUCAUUGUUCUCAUUUGUCUAGGCAAGAAAGCCGUUGAGCCUUGGCUAGAAGACAUUCUAAACCUCAAAUCCGAUGGUUUGAUCGUUUUCUCCCUGGGAACCGUUUCCAAUACCACCAAUAUGCCUCAACAAAUGACGGUAAAAGUCUCAAAGUUUCUAUUUUUCAAAUUUUAAACCCAGGACUCUUUCCUCGGAGCCUUUGCGAAAUUAUCAACCUACACAAUUUUAUGGCGAAUGGAGAAACAUGUGCCGGGAGUAGAGAAGCUUCCACACGUGAAAAUUGUCAAAUGGCUGCCACAGAAGGAGAUUAUGAGUUGGAACCGACAGAGAAGUAGAAUUUGAGUCGAUUACUUCAGAACAUCCAAAGAUGAAGCUUCUCAUCGCUCAUGGAGGCUACAACUCACUUUUGGAAACUUCUCAGGUACUGAUAAAUCUAAAGUUAACUCAUGUUUUUCUUAAAUAUUUUUAGAAAAAAAUUUCUUUGAUUUCGAUGUGAAUUUUUCUUGAAAAUUAGGACAUUCUGCACGUUGAGAUUCUCGAAAUCUUUUUGGUACUUCAAGAAGGUUAUUAGCGAGUUCCCAUUCCAAAGAUGAUUAUAGCCGUUCUGAAGAUUCAAAUAACACGAUUUAAAAUUUUUAAAGAACAUUUUGAAAUUCACUUUCUUUCGUAAGAUAUUAUUAACAUAAUUAAUCCACAGGCUGGAGUUCCUGCCGUUCUGAUGCCAUUAUUCGCCGAUCAAAAGAUCAACGCCAAAAGAGCUCAACGAUUUGGAAUCGCCACUGUUUUGGACAAGCUCAAUUUGACUCCAGACAAUGUCUAUGGAGCUAUUAAUGAGGCUCUUACUGAUCCGAGGUGAGCAUUUUUUUUUCAAGAAAAUCCUUUUUGGGUUAGGUAGGUUAGAAGAUUGAAUUUAAAGAUAUAAGAAUUUGUUUUUUUAAUAAUCUAAUCAAUCAAUCACAUUUUUUCUUUUUAGUCCCCCUGACAAAAAUGGGGCUUUUCCGAUUUUUCACUUGGAUUGAGUAUCAUGGUAAGCUAGAAAAAAAUUAUUCCUCUUCCUUCAUUUUCACCAACUUUCUCAUUUUUUACUCUAUUUUCUGUAAAUAAUAAUGCCUUAUUUUUUUCCAGCUAUGCGGCAAACGCGAAAAAGUUAUCAUCGAUGCUGACGGAUCAACCGGCGACUGCUCCAUUUUCAUCCCUUCAGUACUCCCUUAAACUGGCCACGGCCAAAAAACCGCAGUAUUUCAAACUGAAAGGUCGCGACGUUUCUUUUAUAUCUUUCCAUUCUCUUGACAUAAUUACAGUUAUUAUUGCCGCUUUCAUUUUUGUUAUAUCUUAAUUUCCUGUAUUACAGAAAAAUUGAGGUUUUUCUUAUUAUUUUUUUACUUCGCAAUAAACAAAUCAGAAAAAUUCAACAGAAUGUACAAAGAGGAUGGUGUUUUAAGAUCUUACUAACAGAAAAAAAAGAAAGUUCAGCUUCAAAGCCCUAAUAUGACACAUCUUUCACGAUUUAAAGUUCAACUAUCACACUAAAAUUUGUAAAGUUCGCUCGAAAACUCUGGAACUCUUAAAAGCAAAUUUCACGAAUUUCUGAAAAGAAAGCCGUGAGUAUUCUUAAUUAACCUGCGUCUUUGAAAAUUCCAAAUAGUUUUAGAGCAAAAUAAAAGGCUUUACUGGGAAAAAACUCUAGUUUCCACUGAAGAGGCCCCUCGAGGACUACGUGGAGGCGACACUAAAAAGGCCACUAAAGCCACCUCUUGA
Molecule: messenger RNA, 4413 nt
Organism: Caenorhabditis auriculariae
Lineage: Eukaryota; Metazoa; Nematoda; Chromadorea; Rhabditida; Rhabditidae
Source: the annotation of a GenBank genome assembly